UUAUUUUUGUGUGGUCUAAAUUAAGCCCUAGGCGUCCUUCCCGUUUGUUUUACUUGUCUUAUCUCUUGCUAAAAAAAUGUAAAGAAAUACAGUGAAAUGUUAGAAAAUGAUGAAAACAUAAACAUACAAACAAUAAUAAUUAAAACUUGUCAUAAUGCCAGACAUUUUUGCAAGCUACCCACAAUUAAUGUGUAUUGUGUUGGAAUUUACUUCGUUCAACUCGCAUUUAGAAACCUUAUCAGUAAAACGAGACGUGUGAGGAAACAAUUUGUGUGUUUUAUGAGCCGUAAUUACACUCGCUUUGUAAUAAACUGAACAAUUCAAAAUCUAAGGCUACAUUUCAAAGAGUUUAUAGAACUGUUUAGUUGAGUUAAACAAGCAAUAGUAGUGGCAAACCUUUGAACGCACAAAAAUGGGUGAUGAAUUUGAUGGUUGCGAGUGUGUUUGGUCGCACGAGUACGCAAUGCAGCGACUAUUGGCGAUGAUACGCCAGAGUCAGAAUCAUUGCACGGAUACGGAAUGCGUCGAUAUAUCGGGUCGCAUGCGUGAGACCACUACAACUGGCACUGGAAAUGAGGAAAGUAACUUCACUAUGGUUACAAUGUUUAUGAUCUUUGCGGUGCUUAUGUAUUUGAUAAGGCCAGAAUCGAUUAUGAAAUUAACAAAUACAAAACGGCGUUCGCAGAGACAAGAUCCUAAUGGUGGCUUGCCACCACCACCGCCGCCACCGGCACCGCCUGCAGUCAAUUAAUAUUGGCGCUUCGUUACGUGCGAACUGCAAACACUAAAUUUUUUGUCUAUCAACUGUAAAUCAAUACAAAUAAGUUAACACCACCUAUUUUUUUCAAGUAUAAUUCUAAAUAAUUGUUCCCUAAGGGCUUUCUAUCAUGCGAAUUUACAUUGCAACCGUUUUAAAAUUAUUAAAAGAUGUUUAUAAUGGGUUCUAAAGAGCUUAAAAACAAACAUUUGGAAUAAAUUAAAUUAUUGUGCAAUAAAAAUUGAAAACUUUUAGGCAUGUUAUAGAUCACGCGAAGAAAAUAUAUGUAUUUAUAAAAUUUCUAAAUAAUUUGUAAUUAUUCAAAAAAUAUAUAACAAACUUUUUCUGCAACUAAUGCAAACCAUUCCAUACAAGGAUUUCUCAAGUGAAAAUUAGGAACACCAAAUUUGCUCGCAAAUCAAUAAGAAUAUAUUUGUAAUUGAAUAUAUAAGAAUAUAUGUAUAUAUGUACAUGUAUGUACAUUCAUAUAAAAUAUUUGAUUGUGCAAGUGUUUUAAUAAUGUGAUUUUAUUGUGAAAAUUAUAUUGGCUCGCCCUUGGUGUAUCUUAGAAGCGUGAAUGAAUAUAAAGUGUUCUUUGUGAAAAGCAUAAAAAUUAAAAAAAAAAAAUCUAAGACGAUUUAACAAAUGCCACUUAUUCAAAGCAAUUAAUAUUACCACACAUAUAUACAUAUAUAUGUAUAUAUAAAUGUGCGUAUACAUAUCUGCAUAAACAUACUUUGUUUUUGAUUAAAUGCUGCAGCUUGCAUUGUAUAUCACGAACUUGAAGUAGAUAGUUGGUAAUAUUUCUUAUGUUAAAUUCUUAUACAUAAUCUGAAUAAAUAAAUUUACAACUGCACACAUAAA
Messenger RNA from Bactrocera neohumeralis, 1621 nucleotides. Its product is annotated as small integral membrane protein 14. NCBI's taxonomy places the organism in Eukaryota, Metazoa, Arthropoda, Insecta, Diptera, Tephritidae. The transcript is spliced from 4 exons. Gene Ontology annotation, cellular component: endoplasmic reticulum. The record is from RefSeq and is a predicted model, not a curated record. Bases 413 to 751 code for a protein of 112 amino acids.